Messenger RNA from Parasteatoda tepidariorum (common house spider), 1645 nucleotides. RefSeq lists its product as uncharacterized. The record is from RefSeq and is a predicted model, not a curated record. Lineage: Eukaryota; Metazoa; Arthropoda; Arachnida; Araneae; Theridiidae. Gene Ontology annotation, molecular function: protein binding.
CCAAAACACUCUCUCCAGGAAAAUUCGAUUCCCGAUUGUCCAGGUUAGAGAAGAAAAUUUACAUUCGAUUUAAUAUUUAUGCACGAAUCGAGUUACAGUGGCGCCGGUUAAGAUAACAUCGGAUUUUUAAAGCAGAAGUGCACCAUAACAAAGCCACUCAUGUAAAACACAUGUAGAUAAAUUAACGAAUUACUGCUAAAUAUUUUGAACAUUCCACUCCCUUAUGAUGUCAUCUGUAUCAGGACAUUAUGGACUGUUCGAAGCUAUUCGUUACAAGCGUCACCGUCAAGCCAUGCUCCUAGCAGAGGCUGGCAUAGAUGUUGAUUGUAGAAAUGAUAAAGGACAGACACCCCUCAUAUAUACAGUUGUGACUGUUGAUGACUGCAGCAGAAGUAGAAAUAAACUCGUCAGAUUGUUUUUGGAAGCUGGUGCAGAUCCUAACGCUGCAGAUUGGAAGGGUCUCACGGCGUUGAUGCAUGCCUCAAUUUUGGGGCAAGUAGAAACUAUCAAGGCUUUGCUGGAAUGUACAUGGACCAAUCCUUGCUGCACAGACUCAAAUGGAAACACCGCUCUCAUGUACGCUGCUGCUCAUGGUCACCACGAAAUUAUAGCAGUUUUCCUAUCUGUCUUCCGCAAUGAUAUCAAGAGUCUCCAAUUACAUAAGCGCAACAAUGAUGGUUUCACAGCAUUGCAUUUAGCAGUCCGCAAUAGAUACGAUGCAUGUGCCAGACUUUUAACGAAAGAGGGACAGCUGUUUCCAACAGCCAUAGAUGAGUUUCCUGAUCCAAAAGAUUUAGAUCGCGAUCCAACCCCAACUGAACUUGAAUUAGAGGCCGAUAAGAACACAAAUAUAAUAAGCACUCAAUCCGAAAAGAUUUUGUGGGCAAGACCUGACAGUAAACGUACAACCGGCACUAUGACGAUAGAACCAGAAGAUUUAGAAUUUUUAAGUAAUAGUUUAAGUGUUUUGGAGUGUAGUGUUGGUGAUAUUCCAAUUUAUAAUUACACUCAUCCUUUUGGACUCCAAACUAACAAGUACACCCAGGUCAUAUCAAUAGGUCAAAGAAAGACUCCAGAAGAAACAGAAACUAAAACAGAGCAAAAGAACAUGCAAGAUUUGCUUGAAGAUUUACAAAUUUCGCCAAGGAUCGACGAAUGGCCAACUGUUCCAAUUCAACUGAAGCCAGUUUCUCACAAGAUCCUCCAGCCUCUUUUGCCAAUAGAAAUUACAAACAGUCAUACUUCAAAUGUUAACACUUUUCAACGAAAAUGUCUCUUGAAGCAAAGUCAUCGCGGUACAUCAGGAUUGCGAAUCAAACUCCACGAUUCUAGAAAUGCCAUAUCUACGGAAGAGUUGGAUCAUAUGAUUAUGGGAUCUUCUCUCAAGUCUUAUCAUGCAAAUCUAAGAACGAAACAAGCGAGCGCCAAAAAGAAAGAUAACAUCGCCAACCUGUUGCCUUUAAUUCCAUGUCAAGAAAAUUCCUCACUUCCUCCGGUUAAAUACUCAAUCAAACGUAGUGCAAGUUCGAAAAAGAAUUCUUUCUUUCAAUCGACUCCAUUUAUUGCGGUUAGAGCAGAUCAAACUCCUAGAGACCUAGAAAUAUUCAAGAAAAAUAUUGAAGCGAUGUGAUUUAAAGAUGAUAAA